Paramecium tetraurelia is the source of this 3861-nucleotide messenger RNA. RefSeq lists its product as uncharacterized. The record is from RefSeq and is a predicted model, not a curated record. Lineage: Eukaryota; Ciliophora; Oligohymenophorea; Peniculida; Parameciidae. The transcript is spliced from 2 exons.
AUGAAUUUACUUGAAAAGAUCACUUAUAUCAUAACAAGAUUACUUUUCUUUUAGAUUAGAUGUUUUGCAAUUACUCUAAAUGAUUCAUUACCAAUUUAAAAGUAUAAUCUCCUUGAAAAUGAGAAGAUUUUCUCUCACUAUCAGAUUGGUGCAUUCCCUCUUGAUAAUCAAACUUAACAAGAUUAUACAGAUAUUGAGUUUCCAUUAAUAGAUUACAAACAAACAAUAAAAACUGGAAGCCUUAUGGUGAAAAAUGUGCAACCUAUUAAUAUUAAUGAUUAAGAGUUAGCUAUUAUGACUAUUAUUGAUGAUGAAAUGAUCUGCUUAUUACAAUUAAAUACAUAUUCAGUUAAUGAUGAAUUAAGAUAUUUAAAUUGUUCGAUUAGAUUUAAAUUUGAGUCAAACCAUUGUUUCUAGGUCUAUUAAAUUUCUAAUGAUUAAUUAUUAAUAAUAUGUUAAAAGGAUGCUAACACAAUAUAUCUUUAUUUAUAGAAUUUUGAUAAUUAAGUAAUCAAUUAGUAUGAACUCAGCAUUAUAUAGAAUUGCAAAGUUAACUCAGCGUUUUAAGACUCAUUCAUAAUUAUUUAUUAAUCAGAUUGUAUAGAUUCUAGGGAUUAUACUGAUUGCUAGUAAACAGAAUUAGUUAUCCUAAAGAUUGAGGAAGGUUAAAUUAAGUCCUAUUAUAAAAAAUAAUUAGCAUAAAUAUCAGCAACUAAAAAUAUAGAUAUCGAAAAAACCGGAAAAUUAAGAGAAAUUUAAAUUUGCUUUACCAAAAAUCUAGUUUUUGUAUUUACCAAAGGAGUUUACUAUUGUAACGUCUUCAAUUAGGAUUAAUGUUAUUAAAUUAAAUCUAUCUAUUAAUAUUCAACAAUUGUCAAAGUAUAUAAUUCUUGUUCUAAAAGUAAUGUUUUAGAAUAUACAGAUAAAGGAGAAUGGUAUUUUAAAAGAUUUCUAAUUGAUUUAAAUAACUUAAAUUAUAAAGAUUAUGUAAAUUCAGGGAUAAUCUAAAAUAAGUUGCUAGUCUUUUCAAAGGAUGACUUAUAUAUCAUCGCUAGUUCUAGGAUCUACAAUAAAAGGAAAAUUUAAGUUCAAACUACUAUCCCAAUUGCUAAUUUAUCUUAUUUCGCAUUAUUAGAUGUAGAAGGGAAAUUGCAAAUUUAUUAAAUGAAUUAUUAAAGGUAUUACUAUACUUAUUCUCGCUAAUUAUAAUUGAUAGCUUUCCUGCCAAAUAGCUUCUAUGAAGUGAACACUAAUUUGAUAAUUAUUUAGAUGGAAAAGUAUGACUCAUAAAACCCUCCAUUUUUAAUUGGAGAUAAGGAAAUAGAGAUUUAUCAUAGAAAUUUCGAAACUAAUUUAAGUAUAAACAGAAAUUAAAUUUAAAGAUCUAUUCCUUUUUAGAUAUUGAAAAUUGAAAGAAAUGGUAGGUUUGUGAAUUAUUAAUAGUAAACAAGAGGAUUUUAAUGUAAAUAUAACAAUAAAGUAACUUACAUUAAUUUGUGGUUUUUUGAAAAAAUGGAUCUUCUUCAAAUCUUAAUUCUUGAAUUAAAAUCGACAAUAUAAAUAAAUGUCUGCUCUUAAGGAAGGCUAAUGAAUCAUUUUGCAAUACCUUUGCAUUAAAAUUUUAUAGGCAUAGUUGUUAAUGAAGAGUAUCUAUAACUAUUGAUAGUUUAUUAAAAUGAACUUAAUCUGUAUUAGUUAAUUGAUAUGGAACUAGUUAGUAGGUAAAUCAGAUUAGAAGAGAAGAUUAUUAAAAUUUUGAAUAAUAAAAAAUCAAUCUCAUUAAUUUUGGAUGAUUGUAAGAUUAUUUUAUUAUCAUCCGACUCUAUAAACUCAUAUAUAGAAUAUUUUUAAUAUAAUGGUGAUAAUUGUACUGAAAUUUAAUUUUUAGCCGAUAAAUAACUUACAAUAACUCAUGACUAAAUUAUAAAGUACAACAGCGAAAAGAUCAUUUAAAUAAUAAAUUUACCGUAUAAGGUAUUUCAAGUGAGUUUUUGUGAUAAUUUAUAACCGUCAUUCUUUUUAAUAUUUUAUGAGCUUUAACAAAUGGUUAAUAUAUCCUUAUUCUUUGAUUACUAAGAAAAAGUAGAAAAACUUUACGAUUUGCCAUUGCAUAAUUUUUAAAUAAAAAUACCACUCAACUAUUAAUAUCAAAAUUCUUAUUUGAUGAUAUUAGCAUAUAAUAAUGAAUUCGAUGACGUUUUAUUGAUUUAUAAUUGUAGGGAAACUUCAAUUGAAUCUUUAGUGUGGAUUACAUAAUUAGAUCAAAACGAGAAGUAAUUCUUUGGAUUUAUCAAUUCAAAUCUAGACUUUUUUUACAUAAAAAAUAAGUCUAUUGUUAUUCAAAAUAUAAAUCACAUCCAAAUCAUUCUUGAAGAGUAUGAAAACAAUUUUUAAAGCUUUAUUCCCUUCUUAACCUUUAAUUUUAUUUUAGAAUCAUAAUUGUAACACAUAAAAAAAUAAGCAAAUAUUGAAGUUAAGUAAUAUUUUAUUAAUAGCAAUUAAUCCUUGGCUCUUUUAAAAGAGGAUUUCAUUGAAAUUGAUUCAAAAGGAUACAUAAACCUUAUCAAUAUCUAUGGAAUAAUCAAUUAUAUUGCGAUUCUUGAGAAUUCAGAAUAAGGAAUAAUACAUCCCUUAACUCUCUCUAAUCCAAAUGAAAUAUUAGAAUGUCUAUCCUACAGUAAUAAUUUGUGUUUACAAUCUGAUUCUGUUUUUAUGUUGAGAUACUAAGAAUAAAUCUUAAAGCUUUAACUUGAUAAGGCUAUAAUGAAUGAUUGCUUAAUCUUUUUUGAUAAACAGUUAGAUAUAUAUAGUAUAAUUGAACUGUAGGAUUUUUAAGGCUGGAUAUCAAUUAGCAUAACCAAACUUAAAUUUGAAAUAUUGCAAACUAAAGGGUAAGUAUCAAUAAAUAAAACUCUUGAACAAACUUCAAUUAUUUUAAUGGCAUAAGUUGUUCAAAUCUUAAAUGUUGAAGGUCUAAUUAUUCUUAUUUAAGAUUACAUUGAUGGCUAUCUAGUUAUGGAAGGAUAAUAUCAUUCUUAAAAAAUAGAAUUUAGGCUAAGUUUUCCUUAUUUUACAUGUGAUACAUUCUUCAUCACAAAUGGUACAUACUUCUUUAUGGCUGGAAAUAAUUAAUAUCUCCAAUUAAAAGUAUUUUCCUUUAAAAAUAUCGAUUAAAAUUUAACAUGUUAAACUCUUUUUAGUUAAGAAUUAGAGAUGUCAUAGAUUAUGACAGAGCUACAUUUUUCUGAAUUGCAAUUAGAAUUAAGCAUUAUAAAAAUUUUAGCAGUUGAUUUUGAUAGUCAUUCACUUAAAUUUUAAGCAAUACUAUUCCUUACAGAUUUUUUUGCCUUUUCUUUUUCACUUCAUUAUAAUAUUGAUUAAUAAAUUGUAAUGGAAAUGUAAAUUUAAUCACUCUUCAGAUAUUCUAAUUAAUCGAAAUUUAAUAAUAUGAUAUAUCUUGAUUAGAAUUUCAUAAUUAUAAAGGUGUCAAAUACAUCAAGUUCUUCAUUAUUGAUUUACGAUUUAAAUUUAACCUCAUAAAAGAAAGAACUUGAUGCAAUCUAAUUAAUUCCGGAUUAAACUUAUACUUUAAUUGAAAAGUUCAAUGAGACACAUCACGUAAUUCUUUAACAUGAUAAAGAUAUUCUAUAAGUUCAAUUCAUUUAGUUGUCAAAAUAUUAAAUUAAGUGUUUUAAUCAAUGUAAUUUUGCAAUGACAUUACAAUUAUAAAAUGAUUGUUCAAGUAUCAUAGUUAAAGCUAAAUAAUAAAAUGAUAUGGCUUUAGUAAAUUAUAAUUAUAUUAUUAUUUUAUUGAUUUGUUUUCUAUGCAUUAUUAAAACAACUUUACAUAGAAAACAUUGA